ACCUGCGAAAACCAACCCCACGUGAUCCUCGUGCCUGGACCACCACCACUGCAACCAUCUUCUUCUUCUUCUUCAUACCUUACUCUUCCAACCCAAACCCAUUAACCCUAUUUUGUUACACCCCCGGCGUACGUUAGCCCGCACCACUGAACACUCUCACCUCCCUCCUCCUUUUUCUCUUUCUCUCUCAGCAGCGGCACCACCAGCACCAAAUCCCUAAAAGAUGCCAACCACCCCCAACUCCAUUUUCUUCAACCCCAAGCCUUCCUGAUUCACCAAGGAACAUCAGUUUCAGCCACAAUUUCAUGUCAAUUUCAAUUUCAAUUUCAUUUUGAUUUCAUUAAAGCGCAAUGAUGGGCUCUGAGAACCAGAGCUCCGAGGUUUCAGAACCCACAGAGCAAAUGCACAACCUCGUACUCCACGACGAACACGACAACGACAAUAACGACCACAACGGCGACGAUCCCCUCGGCAUCAAAUCGUACUCCAACUACCGCAGUGCCAUGUCCACCCUUUCCGACACCCACCACCCUCUCGCCGACACCGAUCCCCUCUUAUCGCCGCCGUCGCCCCGCCGCCACCACUUCCCUGACACCUCCUCUUACAUCGACCCUCCUUCCUAUAACGACGCCGUUUUCAGCCCCUUCAACGGCGCUGCUUCCUCCGUCGAUAGCCCCUCCGGUAGCUCCGACAGCCCCUCCUUCUCUGGAUCUCGUUCCCCGACCUCGGAGUACAUAAAGAUCACCGUGUCGAACCCUAUCAAGGAGCAGGAGAAUUCCAAUUCCAUCGUUCCCGGCGGUAACAGCUAUGUUACCUACUUGAUCACGACGAGGACGAACGUGCCAGAGUUCGGAGGGAAUGAAUUCGGAGUCCGGAGAAGGUUCCGGGACGUGGUCACGCUUUCCGACAGACUGGCAGAGUCGUACCGGGGCUUCUUCAUCCCACCAAGACCAGAUAAAAGCAUAGUGGAGAGCCAGGUUAUGCAGAAGCAGGAGUUUGUGGAGCAGAGGAGGGUGGCCCUGGAGAAGUACCUGCGGCGACUUGCAGCACACCCCGUGAUAGGAAAGAGUGAUGAGUUCAGGGUGUUCCUGCAGGUUCAGGGGAAGCUCCCAUUACCAACGACUACUGAUGUGGCGUCGAGGAUGCUGGACGGUGCGGCAAGGCUUCCCAAGCAGUUGAUGGGGGAAAGUGUGAUUGGGCCACAGGAGGUUGUGCAACCCGCGAAAGGGGGAAGGGAUUUUAUGAGGCUGUUUAAGGAGUUGAAGCAGUCGAUGGCCAAUGACUGGGGAGGUUCUAAGCCGCCAGUUGUGGAGGAAGAUAAAGAGUUCCUUGAAAAGAAGGAAAGGAUUCAAGAGCUUGAGCAGCAGAUCACUAAUGCAUCUACACAGGCUGAAUCACUUGUCAAAGCUCAGCAAGAUAUGGGAGAAACCAUGGGUGAACUAGGGUUGGCAUUCAUAAAACUGACUAAAUUUGAGAAUGAGGAAGCUGUCAUGAACACGCAGAGGGUACGGGCUACGGACAUGAAGGGUUUAGCAACAGCUGCUGUCAAAGCUAGCAGAUUCUAUCGAGAAUUAAAUGCUCAAACAGUGAAGCAUUUGGAUACACUUCACGAAUAUCUUGGAUUGAUGUUGGCUGUCCAUGGCGCAUUCUCAGACCGUUCAAGUGCAUUAUUGACAGUGCAGACUCUCCUAUCAGAACUAUCCACCUUGCAGUCUAGAGCUGAAAAACUUGAAGUGGCAUCAUCCAGAGUUUUUGGGGGUGACAAAUCAAGGAUGCGGAAGUUAGAGGAGCUACAAGAUACCAUAAAAGUUACUGAAGAUGCUAAAAACGUGGCAAUUAGGGAAUAUGAGCGGAUCAAGGAGAACAAUAAGAGUGAACUUGAAAGGCUUGAUAGAGAGAGGCGAACAGACUUCUUAAACAUGUUGAAAGGAUAUGUUGUUAGUCAGGUGGGGUAUGCUGAGAAAAUAGCAAAUGUAUGGACAAAAGUUGUUGAAGAUACUGGUGGAUAUGUGAAAGAAAGCACUUGAUAACUGUGGCUGUAAUUUUAAAUGUUCAUCUUUUAUUCAUUUAUGUGCCACAAUCUGGAAAUACAUUUGUACCUAUGACCAAUAAACUAAAAGGAAGCACUCUCAGGUUUCUAGGUUCUCUGUCACACUUGUACUCCUCAGUUCUUACAACCUUUCUUACACAUCAGUUAAAGGCAUUCUUGAUGUUGUAAAUUCGCCUUUCUUGUUUUGUGGUUGACUGAAUGCAGGUUUUGCAAUUUUUUCCCCUUUUCUUUAAGCUGUGCAAUAUGAUUUUUUUUUAUC
This is a messenger RNA of Arachis stenosperma, 2309 nucleotides long. Its product is annotated as sorting nexin 2B-like. Gene Ontology annotation, molecular function: phosphatidylinositol binding. The record is from RefSeq and is a predicted model, not a curated record. The transcript is spliced from 6 exons. NCBI's taxonomy places the organism in Eukaryota, Viridiplantae, Streptophyta, Magnoliopsida, Fabales, Fabaceae. The coding region runs from base 351 to 2027 and encodes 558 amino acids.